CGACAGCCCAAUCACAAGAGCGCAGCCGAAAAAUGUUCGCCCUCCGCAAAACCCUGCUCCACGGCCGCCUCCCCGCGCCGCCGGCCACCGCCGCCUCCAGGAUCUCCUCAUUCCUCCGCUCCCUCUGCACAUCUCCGGGGGGCGAGGGGGGCGGGGACGAAUGGGGCUCCUCCUGGUCCACCGGCAUCACCAAGGACCACUUCGACGGGUCCGCCUCCGCCGUCGGCCGCCCCUCCCCGUCCGCCCCCGUCUCCAAGGAGCUGGCGGCCGUACGCGCCAUGGACGAGGAGGAAGAGAUCCUGCGCUCCGUGGAUCGCGACAACAAGGAAGGGAAGGAGUUCGUGGACUCGUGGGACAAGCGGUUUCAGGAGACGUGCGAGCUGCUGAAGCAGGUGCGGGAGCCCGGAUCCCGGGGCUCCUACCUCAAGGACUCGGAGAAGCAGGAGAUGUACCGGCUGCACAAGGAGGACCCCGCCACGUACACCGUGGAGCGGCUCGCCAAGGACUUCCGCGUCAUGCGGCAGCGCGUGCACGCCAUCCUCUGGCUCAAGGAGAUGGAGGAGGAGGAGGAGAGGAAGCAGGGCAAGCCGCUCGACGACUCCGUCGAGAUCCUGCUAGAUAGCUGCCCAGAGUUUUUCAAUUCCCAUGACAGGGAGUUUCAUGUGGCAUCUCUUCCAUAUAAACCUGACUUCAAAGUUAUGCCUGAGGGCUGGGAUGGUACAACAAGAGAUCCUGAUGAGGUCCUGUAUGAGAUUUCGAUGAAGGAAGACCAGAUGUUAUAUGAGGAAUUUGUUCAACGCUUGGAGUUCAACAAGAAAAAGGUGGCAGGGGAGGUGAAGUGCCACAAGUACAGCAGACGACGACCAGACGAUGGAUGGGCCUACAUGGUUGAGAAGCUCGGACCACAGGGAAGGCGUGGUUCAGGAGGGGGCUGGAAGUUCAUCAGUUUGCCCGAUGGAUCAAGCCGCCCACUGAACGACACGGAGAAGAUGUAUGUGAAGAGGGAGACUCCCAAACGGCGGAGGAGGAUCAUUGCUCCUUACAAGUAAUAGGAAGGCCCCUUCGCUCGUUAUAAUGCACGUUCUAUGAACGAAUGGUCUAUUGUCGUUCUCCAGGGAAGCAGAAGCGUGAGAGGUUGUAACCACAGGCAUCGGUCGUGUUUUGUUGCAGCGCCAGCAGAAUUCAUCUUGUUUUGUUGCAGCGCCACCAGAAUUCAUCUUGUUUUGUUGCAGCGGAGGUGGCUUAAUGUAUUCUUGGCAUUUGUAACAAGUUCCAUUCCCCACUUCAGGCUGAUGAAUAAUAUGUCUUUGAA
Hordeum vulgare subsp. vulgare (domesticated barley) is the source of this 1312-nucleotide messenger RNA. RefSeq names its product protein GAMETE CELL DEFECTIVE 1, mitochondrial. NCBI's taxonomy places the organism in Eukaryota, Viridiplantae, Streptophyta, Magnoliopsida, Poales, Poaceae. The transcript has 3 exons. Bases 33 to 1049 code for a protein of 338 amino acids. The record is from RefSeq and is a predicted model, not a curated record.